AUGCGCUUCGUCCUGUAUUUUUAUACUUUGGCCAGCGUCUUCAGAUUGGGUGCUUGCUUGAGGGGGGACUCCUGCUGGGACAACUCGGAUUGCCGUGGAGCCGGCGCUUUUUAUUGUGACGCCAAGACUAGACGCUGCCUACAAAUCGAGAUCCUCGAGCCGGGUUAUUAUUGCGUUGUGGAACCAAGGCGACGAUGCGUGCAAUGCUUCGCCCUGCCCUGCCCCCUACAGGCUUCAUGCGUCCCUAGGUUUACCGGGACCGUUGGCGAGAUUCUGGGUAUU
Messenger RNA from Mesorhabditis spiculigera, 282 nucleotides. NCBI's taxonomy places the organism in Eukaryota, Metazoa, Nematoda, Chromadorea, Rhabditida, Rhabditidae. The record is from the annotation of a GenBank genome assembly.